Metopolophium dirhodum (rose-grain aphid) is the source of this 819-nucleotide messenger RNA. RefSeq lists its product as uncharacterized. Lineage: Eukaryota; Metazoa; Arthropoda; Insecta; Hemiptera; Aphididae. Gene Ontology annotation, molecular function: RNA-DNA hybrid ribonuclease activity; nucleic acid binding. The record is from RefSeq and is a predicted model, not a curated record. Gene Ontology annotation, biological process: DNA replication, removal of RNA primer. The coding region runs from base 1 to 819 and encodes 272 amino acids. The transcript has a single exon.
AUGUCCCAACAAUACUCCAGCAGCACACACAUAUACACUGAUGCAUCCAAAAAUUCUAAUGGAGUGGGCUUUGCAACAAUCAUAGGUCAUGAAAAUCAUAAAUUCUCACUCCCUCCUAGCACUAAUAUCUACACAGCAGAAACUUACGCCAUCUUUGAAGCACUGAAAAUCGCCUCCUCCUCAAGUUCGGAUUCUUUCACCAUCAUAGGUGACUCUCUGAGUGCUUUAAUAUCUAUCUCGAAUCCAUACUCCAAGAAUGAACUUGUACAACACAUCCAAAAACUGAUAUCUAUCUCUAACAAAACUUUCUCUUUCAUGUGGGUCCCCUCUCACGUCGGCAUUUCUGGCAAUGAAAGAGCAGAUAAAUCCGCAAAUGAAGCCACACUUCCUCAUAAUGCCUUAAAAAUAAACCUAACUACAUCCUCAGAGUUGCUCGACAUUAUUAACACCAAAAUCUCUGACACAUGGCAAACAAAAUGGACCAGCGUCCCUCUUUCAAAUAAACUGAGAAAUAUCAAGCCCUCUAUAAAAAAAUGGAACUUCUCCUGUAACCUCAAAAGAAGGGAUAAGGUCAUUAUAACCCGUGCCAGAAUAGGCCACACUCAUCUCACCCACUCAUUCCUCAUCACCAAGGAACCUGCUCCACAAUGUGACGCAUGCAACGUGGACCUGUCGAUCGACCACAUUGUCACUAGAUGUCCAAAAUACGCCGUAGCUCGGAAAAUAUUCAAAAAUUCAUCUUCUCUCCGACUUGCCCUCAGCGAAGAAAACACAGAAGCUAUAUACAAAUUUUUUUUAUUAUACACAUUUAAACAAUAA